Molecule: messenger RNA, 582 nt
Organism: Prunus avium (sweet cherry)
Lineage: Eukaryota; Viridiplantae; Streptophyta; Magnoliopsida; Rosales; Rosaceae
Source: RefSeq, a predicted model, not a curated record
AUGGAAGGGAGGAACAUGAUUACAUGGACUGCUAUGCUGGUAGGAUUGGCAGAAAAUGGGCAUGCAGAAGAAGCCUUGAAACGAUUCUGUCAGAUGCGAGAAAAGGGAAUUGCUGCAAAUUCGGUAACUCUUGUUAGUUUAGUCCAUUCUUGUUCCCGUUUAGGCUCUCUGAAGAAAGUAAGGAGUGUUCAUGGUAAUUUAAUUCAGCAUGUCCAUGCAUUUGGUGUAGUUAACAUGACAGCCUUGAUUGAUGUGUAUGCGAAGUGUGGAAAAAUAAAGUAUUCUGAGAGGAUAUUUGAAAAUUGUUCCAUUUGUAGAGAUGUUAUCCUAUGGAACUCUAUGAUAACAAGCUAUGGUAUUCAUGGUUAUGGACUGCUAGCUCUUGGCGUUUAUAGAAGAAUGAAGGAUGAGGGAUUUAAGCCAAAUGAAACUUCCUUUCUCUCUCUUCUAAUUGCUUGUAGUCACUCAGGAAUUGUCGAAGAGGGGAUCAAAUUAUUCCAUAGCUUGGAGAGAGACCCUGACAUUGUGCUGACCGAAAAACACUACGCUGGUUAUGUGGAUCUUUUAAGCCGAGCAGGCUGA